AUGCAGCUCUCGGGCCGUGGCCAAGCGACAGCAUCCAACAAGAGCGGAUCCCUCCUGUGGGAAGUGACGGCAAACCUUUGGGAUGCUACAACGAACCCUUCAGGCUACGUAAGCCUAGGCAUGGCUGAAAAUGUUCUUAUGCAAGAUGAGCUGUUGCAGCACAUCGUUGACCAAACCUCCCUUCAGCCGCAAGCUUUAACCUAUGGCGACGGCACAACGGGAUCAAAACGGUUAAAGCUUUCCCUUGCACAUUUCCUCAACAAGCAUUUCAAUCCCCACCAGGAAAUCGACUUGAGCCACAUCACUAUUACCAACGGCUGUAGCGCAGCUAUAGAACACAUCGCCUGGGCAGUUGGAGAUGGUGGAGAUGGUUUCCUCGUCACCAAGCCUUUCUUUCGCGCCUUCAUUCCAACCUUCAGUCUUCGCGUUGAUACAGAUGUGAUACAGGUGCAAUGCCAUGAUGUCGACCCUUUCUGCGAGGAUAUCGUCGAAAAGUACGAGGCCAGGCUGCAAGAAGCUAAAGCACAAGGAAAGAAGAUUGCCGGCAUUCUUCUCUGCAACCCGCAUAACCCCCUCGGGCGCUGUUAUCCUGAGGGUACCUUGGUUCGACUCAUGGAAUUUUGUCAGAAACAUCAACUUCACUUGAUCAGCGAUGAAGUCUUCGCAAUGUCAACUUGGACAAAUCAUGAGUCGGCAACUACGCCGUUUACCUCUUGUCUAUCCAUAGACACUACAGGAAUCAUCGACCCGUCUCUAAUACACGUGGUGUGGGGAGUCUCGAAAGAUUUUGGAUCCAACGGCAUCCGACUUGGAAGCAUUAUUUCUCAGAGUAAUCCUCUGUUGCACAAUGCACUUAUUCCAGCAGCCUUGUAUAGCAUGUGUUCUUCCCUCGCUGAACACGCUUUUGCGAACGUAUUUGAAGACGAUGCCUGGGUUGACAGCUACCUGGCCAAAAAUAGGGCAAAGCUCGCCGAGCAUUACAGGCUGAUAACAUCGUGGGCAACCGAGCAUAACAUCCAUUACGCAAGGGGAUCAAAUGCGGGCUUUUUCUUAUGGGCCAAUCUUGGAGAGGCUUAUUGCCGAAAUCAUCCUGAACAAGAGCAUCUGCAAGCUGAGGAUCGGGUAAUGAAGCUACUCCUCGAGCAGAAAGUCUUUGUAGCUCCUGGAGCAAGUUUUGGAGCUGAAGGCAGUGGAUGGUUCAGACUUGUCUUUUCAGUUGACAAGACGACUCUCGUAGAAGGGCUCACUAGAAUUAAUAGCAUUUUAGAGUAA
Clonostachys rhizophaga is the source of this 1272-nucleotide messenger RNA. The record is from the annotation of a GenBank genome assembly. NCBI's taxonomy places the organism in Eukaryota, Fungi, Ascomycota, Sordariomycetes, Hypocreales, Bionectriaceae.